CCGUGCUCCGAAGAGGAGGAGGGGAGUCUGGCCGGGAACCGGGCCGCCAGCGUCCCCAGACCCCCCCUCCCCGCCGGCAGCCCGAGGACGCGGUGUCCACCCCGCUCGCCGCGCGCCGGCCGUAGGAGGGACGCGGGCGACGCGCGGGGUGACUGCGGCCGGCGCCUCGGCCUCUCGCCGCGCAGGGCCUUACCCAUCACCAGUGAGGCCCAGCCUUUGCUACAGCCUGAACCACAUCCUAGAAACAAGAUGGCGGUAGAGAGACUGGUGCAUUCCUGAGCCCAUGAGGGGUGAGGCCCCUCCAGGCCCAAAGAUGGGGAACGUCACUGGAGACAACGGCUCGCUGAGCUGUGCCAUCGACCACACCAUCCACCAGACGCUGGCGCCGGUGGUCUAUGUCACGGUGCUGGUGGUGGGCUUUCCAGCCAACUGCCUGUCCCUCUACUUCGGCUACCUGCAGAUCAAGGCCCGGAAUGAGCUGGGCGUGUACCUGUGCAACCUGACAGUGGCCGACCUCUUCUACAUUUGCUCGCUCCCCUUCUGGCUGCAGUACGUGCUGCAGCACGACAACUGGUCCCACGGCGACCUGUCCUGCCAGCUGUGCGGCAUCCUCCUGUACGAGAACAUCUACAUCAGCGUGGGCUUCCUCUGCUGCAUCUCCAUCGACCGCUACCUGGCCGUGGCCCAUCCCUUCCGCUUCCAUCAGUUCCGCACCCUGAAGGCCGCCGUGGGAGUCAGCGUGCUCAUCUGGGCCAAGGAGCUGUUGACCAGCAUCUACUUUCUCAUGCACGAAGAGGUGGUGGAGGACCGGGACCGGCACCGCGUCUGCUUCGAGCACUACCCGCUCCAGCCCCGGCAGCGCAGCCUCAACUACUACCGCUUCCUGGUGGGCUUCCUCUUCCCCAUCUGCCUGCUGCUGGCCUCGUACCGGGGCAUCCUGCGGGCCGUGCGCCGCAGCCACGGCACCCAGAAGAGCCGCAAGGACCAGAUCCAGCGGCUGGUGCUCAGCACCGUGGUCAUCUUCCUGGCCUGCUUCCUGCCCUACCACGCGCUGCUGCUCGUGCGCAGCCUCUGGGAGUCCAGCUGCCACUUCGCCAAGGGCAUCUUCAACGCCUACCACUUCUCCCUCCUCCUCACCAGCUUCAACUGCGUGGCCGACCCCGUGCUCUACUGCUUCGUCAGCGAGACCACGCACAGGGACCUGGCCCGCCUCCGUGGGGCCUGCCUGGCCUUCCUCACCUGCACCAGGACUGGCCGGGCCCGGGAGGCCUACCCACUGGGCACCCCCGAGGCCUCAGGGAAGAACGAGGAGCCCAACGUGCUGACGAAGCUCCACCCGGCCUUCCAGACCUCUCGGCCACCCGGAGCGGGAGGGUCCCCAGCGGGCGGACUGGCCUAGCUGCGUCACCCCGUCACCCGCGUGCGGGGCGAAGCCAGGCCUGAGCUUGCUCGACGGCUGCUGCCCACUUGGCCAAGGCAGGUGCCUCUGGCUGCUGGAGGGGACGAUGGACCUGGGCCACGGGGCCCUGGGUCUGGGCCGCAGCACAACCUCUCUGGCUCCAGGGAACCCGCUGUGGCUGCCGAGUCCGACGGGGCUGCUUGUUGAGUGUGGGGAUGAGCUCCGACGGCGCAUGGGGGUCGUCCGCCGCCAGCUGGGCGGCUGGUGGGAGGAAGACCUGCUCACCUCCAGGAGGUUUGCAAAGAGAAGCUCUGGUGGGGGACGCAGAGUGUGAGGACAUGGAGAGAGGGGCCUGGGAGAUGAGAGUGGGUACCUGGGGGCACACCUGCCAGGGCCUUCCAUGCCUUUGUCACCGAUGAUACCGGUCCAAAUGCACCGUUGUAAUCGGGGGAGGUGACACACGAAAGUAUAUUGUCAUCAUUCAUACUUGAGCCUCACUCCACGAAGGGGUGGGAAGGAAGAUGAGUGGGCCCGGAGGUUGGAUG
This is a messenger RNA of Balaenoptera acutorostrata (minke whale), 1944 nucleotides long. It is a transcript of the gene GPR68, whose product is annotated as G protein-coupled receptor 68. Gene Ontology annotation, molecular function: G protein-coupled receptor activity. The record is from RefSeq and is a predicted model, not a curated record. Gene Ontology annotation, biological process: G protein-coupled receptor signaling pathway; cellular response to pH. The coding region runs from base 284 to 1399 and encodes 371 amino acids. Lineage: Eukaryota; Metazoa; Chordata; Mammalia; Artiodactyla; Balaenopteridae. The transcript is spliced from 2 exons. Gene Ontology annotation, cellular component: membrane.